Messenger RNA from Larimichthys crocea (large yellow croaker), 1729 nucleotides. RefSeq lists its product as uncharacterized. The transcript has 15 exons. The record is from RefSeq and is a predicted model, not a curated record. Bases 1 to 1704 code for a protein of 567 amino acids. NCBI's taxonomy places the organism in Eukaryota, Metazoa, Chordata, Actinopteri, Sciaenidae.
AUGUGGGCGGCCGCCCAGGGCGCAGUCUACGUGGGGGGCGCACGGGGUGUUUGCCCAGGGCGCAAAUGUGGCCAGGACCGGCGCUGGUUGAGUUACUCAAUGGGUCGUUUCAGGAAAGGGAAAAGACAGAAGACCCAAGACCUCUGGCAGUUAGCUGGAGGUCUGGGAACCCAUGACAGUGGUGGGGAAGAUGACCAGGACCAGACCACAACAGAAGGUCUGGGAACACAUGACAGUGGUGGGGAAGAUGACCAGGACCAGACCAUAACAGAAGGUCUGGGAACCCAUGACAGUAGCAGGGAAAAUGACGAGCAAGGCAACAUACAGUCUUCGCCACAGACCAGAGACCAGGGCCAGACCAGAACAGAGGGUGAAGAGAAUUACACCAAAGAUAACAAGACCCAGGGCAUCAUGGAGAAGUGUCAGUGGGAUCUGAAAAGGAUCCGUUUUCACCACAAGAGGCUUACCAGAUUUGAUGAUUUUUUUCACACCUACAAGAAGGUGCAUCAAGCUCUUUUGAGAGAACACAAGGACUCUCUAAAAAUCAAGAAGAAGACACACAGGGUCGAUGUUGAACGGUGGAAACAGAGGAAGCAGGGAAGGAGAGGUGUAUACGUUUCAACAAUGACCAAGCCCUUUAAAUUUGAGAAACCAAGAAACACGGUUCAGACGAAGAAGAUGUCCAACAAGAGCAAAGUAGAGGAGAAGGACACAGACACCGAUGCCACUCUUUUUAAACAGGACACACAGCCUCAGCUGGAUACAGAACCAACCAUCCAAACAAACAUUGCCACUUUGCUGGAGGAGGCGGGACGACCACCAUCCACCAAAAUGCAAGAAGAUGAACAGCUGCUACAAUCACUGUGGAAAAGAGAAAGAACUGAAGUGGUAGUUGCAGUAAUACCAUCUGCCAACCGGUCAGGUUCCAGUUUCCUAAUACAUCACAGUGAACUGUGUUCACUGCGACCUCACCAGUGGCUGACAGGCGAGGUUAUGGAGGGUCUGUUCCAUCUUUUUGCCAAACAGCUCAACCUUGGAAGGGCCAUUUUCCUCCUCGACCAUUACACAGCUGGUGUAAUACUCUUUGGAACAUCAGACAGAGUCAGACAGCACAGCCUGCGAAAGUACACUGGAAGUUACUGGUCAGUGGUUGUUACUUCAUCUGCCAAAAGUGCUGUAUUCUUACUGGACCCAAUGGCAAAUAAAUCCAAGAAAGCUGAGUCUGCAGAUGCUGCAAAACGAAUACAGGAUUAUAUGCUGUUCAGAAAGAUCGCCUUUGGCAAGAAUGACUGGGGGAGACUCAGGUGGAGGGGAUUAACCAUGGACCAUCCUGUACAACGUGACACAUGUAGUUGUGGGGUCAUCGUUACUAUGAUGGCAAAGGCAGUGAUGGAGGCAUAUCCUGCGUUACCUGCCAUGUCCUUUGGCACAUCUAAGAAGGAGAUGGCAUCGGAAAGGACAAAGUUUGCCCUGGAAUUGCUGAGUGACUCAGUGUUAGACCUGGACAGCUACUGCGUGAUGUGCUGUGCCUCCAAGCCCCCUGGAUCAGGACCUCCAAUGACUCGAUGGAUACAGUGUGACACCUGCGAAAGGUGGUUUCAUGAAGAGUGCCUUGAUCUGGAGGAAGAGUCGCUGCUAAAAGCGCCCUUUGCGCCCUUUGCAACUAAAAAAAUGAUAUAUGUACCUACUUGUUUGAGUUGUUGAUUGCUUGUUAUUAUUAUUGUUAUUA